This is a messenger RNA of Mustela lutreola (European mink), 2415 nucleotides long. RefSeq names its product collagen alpha-1(I) chain-like. Bases 1 to 2415 code for a protein of 804 amino acids. The transcript has 10 exons. NCBI's taxonomy places the organism in Eukaryota, Metazoa, Chordata, Mammalia, Carnivora, Mustelidae. The record is from RefSeq and is a predicted model, not a curated record.
AUGCCCCCGCGGCGCGCGGGCCGCUCCGUCCACUGGGCCUGGUUCCGCCGCUCCUCCCGCGGGGCGCGGCGGCGGCGACCCGGCCGGGAGCUCGGGGCUGUGGGCUCCACGGCGCGGCCCCGCCCGGCCCUGCCCGCCUCCAGCCAGCGAGGAGGAGACGGAGGAGGGAGAGGGGAGGAGGGGGAGAGGGAGGAGGGGAAAGCGGGCGAGGACGCGAGGCGAGGAGGGCGGGGCGGGCCGGGGGCGGACCACCAGCCGGGAGGGGGCGCGGAGGGGGCGCUCGGCCGGCGCGGGGGUAAAGUUUCCCUCGUCCUCCCCGGGGCGGGGGACGAGCCCGAGCCAGGGGUGGGGGCCCGUAGUCACUGCGUACGACUGGGGGAUCCUGGCGCCGGGCUGGUUUUCGGAGCGCGACACACUGACCUCCACCCCCGUCCCCAGUCCUGGCGCCCCACCGCCUGCCAGGAUGGGGACCGCGCACCCGGGGGCCGGCCCGCACGCGCCUGGUUAACUCCAUCAGCCCCGCCCCGCUCCGCAGUUGGGAAAUCACUAGCCCCUCGUCGACUUCCCCCGGGAGGCGUUCCGGAAAGACCACCCUCUACCGGCCCGUCCCCCGCGGACCGGAAAGCGUCCUGGGGGGAGCCCAGGCGUCGCGGCCGCCCUCCCGGGGAGAGAACCCUACAGCCCCCGCCCCGGGCGCAGCGGCUCUGCGGCGUCCGCUCCGGCCUGGAAGGCGCGCGGGGACCCGAGGGGCGGCGGCGGAGGGUCUCGGCCCGGGCGGCUGGAGAACCAAGCGCCCAGCGGCGCGGGCGGACGCCUCAUGUCCGCCGCAACUGGGAUGCCUGGCGCGACCGUGCUCGUGAGGGGAGGGCUGCGCAGAAACGCACCCGCGGCCUUCCCGGCGCGCCGGGUUUCCAGAGCCCCCACGCGGGGACCUCGGGCCGGGGUGGCAGCGGAGAAGACGCUGCAGACUUCACUGAGCUCCCCGGCCUAGUGCGCGCCCUUGAAGGGGCAGAACGGGCCCUGGGCCUGGAGCUCUUCAAAGGGGCGGAAGGGGUAUCUGGCACCUCUGGGUCCUCGGGCCCUUUGGCCGUGGGGGAGCUGCUGCUGACCGCGCUGCCUCCUGCCUCAUCUGUUCUGCCCGCUGACCUGCCCGGGCCCACAGCAGCCACUGACGGUGCCUGUGAGCGUCCGCCCGGGGGCACCUGUGCUCCUGCUCUCACCCACAUCCGUGGCCUCAGGCCCCUACAGAGACCCCUUCUGCCGCUCCCCCGUGUGGUGAGCCGGACUGUGCCCGGUCACGCCCUCCCUGGCAGGGGCACUGUUGCAAAGAUCCCCUCUUCAGGACGACAGCCUGAGAGGGACCCAGGCCCCGUGCUGGCAGACACCAGCCAAGGGGCGGGGGUCACCAUGGGAGGACCAGCCGGGAAGAGCCUCGCGUCUAAAGACCGAGGCCACCCCAAGGCGCUUGCCUCAGAGACGCUGGAGGCUGAGCUCACCCGGCCAGGGCCUGUGGAUCCUUACCGCCCACCUCAGGAUCUGGGGGACACGCCACUUGCUACUAGCCCCGGGAACACCAACUACACCCCAGACCUCACAGGGGCCAAGCUGCGGGAGGAGCCGUGGGGAAGGGCCUGUCUCCAGAGUGAGGGGCUGCCCGGCCCGUGGUGGCUCAUUGGGCAUUUCCUGUCCACCACCAUGGCUGCCCAUGGCGACCGCGAGAUUGCCUGGAUGACCAGUGUGGCACCACCAGCCAUCUGGCCCGAUGGAAGAGUGGCCGUACACAGACACGAGCACGGUGUCCGCGGAGACACGCCGGGGAGGGAGCUGUGGGGGCCUGGCCUGUACGGCCUGUAUGGCCAUGGACCCCAUGCUGAGGGGCGCCUGGUGACUACACAGGCUCGGUGCAGCCGUGGCGAGUGUGAAAACCCUCCGGACGGCGGCGACGGCCCCAGCAACGGAGGGCGAGUGACCCGUGGCUCAUCCCUGCACGGGUGCCGCAGCGAGGACGCCCAGCUGGAGGCGGGCGCGUUCGGAGGGCGGGUGACUUUCCCGGCCAGCAUCCUGGACUCGGGACUGGUGCGGACCCAGGGGUGGGGGGAGGCGGUGCUGACCAGCAGCAGCUCUCUGGAAGACGGCCCAUCCUGCACGCCUGCCGUGCAGGGACAGCGGGGACAGGGACCGAGGGACAAGGAUAAGCCGCACUCAAGGGGACAGCCGUACCUCCUGCCGCCGCAGGCACAGGCCGUGGCGCCCUCCCCACUAAGCCUCAAGGCCCCGGCCCUCCACAGCAGCCGCCCUCACCGGCGCCCUGUGCCUCCCCCCCACUGCCGGGGGCCUGUCCUACGCGGUCACCCCCGCAGCACCCGCGCCAACGGUCUCACAGUGGGCACGGCCGGCCGGGCUGCCCCUCGUUAG